UUUAUUUUAGAAAGAAGAAAGAAGAAAGACGAAAGGUUGGUGAGAGUCGGGAGGAGGAAGUUGUCAAUGGAUCCUUACUCCGAGGAAAGACUAACCCAAGAGGUCCUCCAUCUUCAUGCUCUCUGGCACCGAGGCCCGCCGCCGAGGAACCCUAUACCCACUCACAACCAUUCAUCCACCCCCCUCGCCAAUCCCAUUCCCUCCAACAAGAGACCCAUAGGUCCAGAUAAGCCAAAGAACAAGAACAAGAACAAGAAAAAACCACGCCCCGACCCACCACAACCACAAGACUCCGCCCCCAACUGGCCCUGUCCCCAGCCGCUUCAAAAUCAGCCCUCCACCUCAUCUUGGUGGCCGCCAAUUCAGCCCGUUCCCACUCCCGCAGCUCAGCCUGUAUCGUCUGAAGACCGACAAAAUCUUGCAGCAUUGCAAUUGCAAGACGAGGGUUCCGAUGCCUGCCGGGAAUUUUUUGCUAGAAAUGCCGAUUCAGAGAGUGACGAAGAAGAAGAGGAGGAGGAUGAAGAUGAUUGGGAAAUGAUGGAAAGUAAAGAGUAUAAAUUCUUUUUGAAGAUGUUCGUGGAGAAUGAAGAACUUAGGGUUUAUUACGAGAAGAAUUGUGAAAGCGGGUUGUUUUGUUGCUUGGUUUGUGGUGGAAUGGGGAAAAAGAAAUCUGGGAAAAGGUUUGAGAACUGUCUUGGGCUUGUUCAACAUUCGCUUUCGAUAUCCAGGACGAAGAAGAAGCGAGCUCAUAGAGCUUUUGGUCUGGUUGUAAGCAGGGUUUUUGGUUGGGAUGUUGAUCGACUUCCAACGAUUGUGUUGAAGGGCGAGCCACUUAGUCGAUCAUUAGCCAAUUCAGGAGACUUGAAGGUUCAGCUAGAGGAAAUUCAUGUUGAUAAUGAGUAUGAAGUGGUUUCGGUGAAUGUCAAUGAGGAUGAACAGAAAUUGGAGGAAGUAAAGACAGCUGAAGAUCCAACUUCUAAUUCCAAAGAUUGGGUUUCUGGAGAGAAUGAUGAUGCCUGGGAGGAUAAUGAUGUCAUGCUGCAAGUAGGAAAUGCAGAUAAUUCAAUUUCAGGCAUGGGAGAAAGCGACGAAGAAAUGGAUAAUUUUCCUGUAACAGUUUUGAGAGCAUGUAAAGAAUUUAAUGCAGCUUUCUUUGGAUCUAUGAACGAUGAUGAUGUUAGUGAAAAGGAGUUAAUGGAUGGAGCUGAGGAGAGCGAAGAGUUCAAAUUCUUUCUGAAGUUGUUCACCGAGAAUGAAAACUUGAGAAGAUAUUAUGAGAACCACUAUGGCGAUGGAGAAUUUACCUGUUUAGCUUGCCAAGUAGCAGGAAGGAAAUCAAAGUGUUUUAAGACCUGUAGACGCCUUCUCCAGCAUUCUACUCAUCUAGGGAAGAACAAUACACAGAAUCAGGGUCAGAAGCCUCAGAAAACUAAAAUGUUGAAAACGGGAAUGCUGGCUCAUAGGGCAUAUACUUUAGUUGUAUGCAAGGUUCUUGGGUGCGACAUUGAAAUGCUUCCUGCAGUCGUGUUAAAGGGCGAAGCUCUUGGUUGUUCCUUAACGAAGUCAGAAGUGUCAAAGUUGCAGGACAAAUCUGUUGGCAAAAUGCAGUCUAGUAUUAUGGAUGAUAAUGUUGAAGAUGACUCGACAAAGGUUAACGAAUUGGAGGGUAUCAAAUAAACUGAUUCUAUGAAGGUUGAUCGCAAUGGUGAAGCUACUUUGAAGGAUGGUGGCUCUGGAUUUUGUAAAGUGAGGUGUUAUUGACAGUUAAGAACAUAGAUGUGAUUUGAUUAGGUAACAGCCUUAAUAGUAAAAUCUGCCUUCAGCAAAGUUUGAUGAAGGUCGUUUUGUGACAUUUUGGCUGUUUAUGAGAUUAUGAGAUGUAGGCCUAUUCAACAGAAAAUCAUUUUACCAAAUUUGUUCUUUUUCCUUUAUUCUGUAUUUUUGUCUUUUGCUUCUGUUUGAUAUAUGAUGUAUCCUUUAGAUUUAUAAAAUACAGAUGUGAAGGGGGUUUGACACACCCAUUUGAGAUGAGUUUAGUUGUUAUAAUAUAUCAACUCAUUGUUUAGCU
Molecule: messenger RNA, 2068 nt
Organism: Cucumis sativus (cucumber)
Lineage: Eukaryota; Viridiplantae; Streptophyta; Magnoliopsida; Cucurbitales; Cucurbitaceae
Exons: 5
Coding region: 67-1677 (536 amino acids)
Source: RefSeq, a predicted model, not a curated record